This is a messenger RNA of Plutella xylostella (diamondback moth), 1823 nucleotides long. NCBI's taxonomy places the organism in Eukaryota, Metazoa, Arthropoda, Insecta, Lepidoptera, Plutellidae. The record is from RefSeq and is a predicted model, not a curated record.
CCCUGCUCUGUAGCCAUGCGAGGAUUGGUGGUUCUAUUACUGGCGGCGGCCGUCGGCGCGGUGGCCGCUGAGACUGACUGGUGGCAGACUGCGCUGAUCUACCAGAUUUAUCCGAGGUCCUAUAUGGACAGCGAUGGCGACGGCAUCGGGGAUUUGAAUGGUAUAACUUCGAAGCUGCCUUACAUCCAAGGGUUGGGCGCGGACGCAAUAUGGCUGUCUCCUAUCUACAAGUCGCCCAUGUACGACUUCGGCUAUGAUAUAGCGGACUAUAAGGACAUAGCCGACGAGUACGGGACUAUGGCGGAUUUCGACAAUCUGAUGACAGAGGCUCAGAGAUUGGGUGUCCGAGUGAUCCUGGACUUUGUGCCGAACCACACGAGCAACGAGAGCGAGUGGUUCGUGCGCUCGGCGGAGCGGAACGCGACCUACAGCGACUACUACGUGUGGGCCGACGGCGUCACCGACCCCGACGACCCGACCAAUCAGCUGCCGCCUAAUAACUGGGUGAGCAUAUUCCGCAAGAGCGCGUGGCAGUACAACCCGACGCGCGGACAAUACUACUUGCACCAGUUCGUCAUCGGGCAGCCCGACCUCAACUACCGCUCCAGCGACCUGCGAGAGGAAAUGAAGAACGUGCUCCGGUUCUGGCUGGACAAGGGCGUGUCGGGGUUCCGCGUGGACGCCGUCAACAUGCUGUACGAGGUGGACCCCGCCGACUUCGGCGGGAAGUACCCGGACGAACCAGAGUCAGGUAUCGCCGGACUAACAAAAGACGACUACGAUUUCCUCAACCACAUCUACACCAAAGAUCUGGACGAGACGUACGCAGUGGUCUACGAUUGGCGGGACGUUCUGGACGAGUACAAACACAUUGAGUACAAAAUCAUGAUGACAGAAGCGUACACGGAUUUGAACCUCAUGAUCAAGUAUUACGGGAACGGGCAGAGGAAUGGGUCGAUUCCGUUUAACUUCAGUUUCCUGGGUGAGAUCACGAAGAAUAGCAAUGCUAAAGAUAUGAAGCACGCUAUAGACAGGUGGAUGACCUACAUGCCGUAUGGGAUGACUGCUAACUGGGUGAACGGCAACCACGACCAGAGCCGUCUGGCGACGCGGCACGGGGACGAGCGAGUGGACGCCCUCAACAUGCUCGCGAUACUGCUGCCCGGGGUCACGCUCACAUACCAGGGCGAAGAACUCGGCAUGACAGACGGCUACAUCUCCUGGGAAGAGACCGUCGACCCCCAGGCCUGCAACACCGACGACCCAGUCAACGGGCUGGCCAAGUCCCGGGACCCGUGCCGCACCCCCUUCCACUGGGAUGCCUCGGCCAAUGCUGGCUUCAGCACUGCCGCUACGACUUGGCUGCCCGUGGCCAGUAACUAUGCGACUGUGAAUGUGGCUGUCGAGAUGAGCGCUACGAAGAGCCAUUAUCACUUCUACAGAGACGUGGUGAGCGCGAGCAAGACGCCGGCGGUGCGCGAGGGGGACCUGGAGACUCGCGCCAUCAGCAUCGACGUGCUGGCUAUAGCUAGGCUCCUACCAGGAGAGCAAGCUAUAGUUGGACUAGUGAACCUGUCGUCCGAGUCACAGACGGUGGACCUGUCAUCCUUCAGGACAUUGCCAUACUACCUGGACAUCGUCACUGUGGGCGUAGCCAGCACACAAACUAAAGGAACUCGCGUUACAAAGAAGGCAGUGACCAUUUCAGGGCAGACAGCCAUUGUGCUCCAGUCGGUGGCCCGUGUGCCGCGUCUGCCCUAAACUAUCUUGUUGAUUGUAAACAAAUGUACUUAUGUUAUCUAGUAAUAAACAGUUUUGAUUUU